AAAAAAUCACCGUGAAAGAAAACGAAAUCUGCUUCGAAGAGCAAGAACAGCACUUCUAAACUUUCAGUUUGGAGGACAAAAGACUUCUCUCCCACCACCACCCAGGGCGGGCUACACUCGACGAACUUCCAUCCAUCUCGAAGGACAGAAAGGGUACUAGAAAGAAGCAAAAAAAGAAUGGCUCCGAGCAUGAAAUCUCUCUUGAAGAAGAUGGCCGCCUUCGUGGUGGUCGGCACGCAGCUAUCAAAAGGAAAAAUCCCCCCUCCCCGUAUCAAAACGAAGUUUCUGAUGCAGGAUUUGCGUACACAGAUCAGAUCUGUCUUGCUGGAGAGGAGUGCAGGCCCAUACUGAGCCUAAGUAGAGAGGCUCUGGCCUAGGCGUCUAGCAUGAGAAACGCCCGCGCUGUAGGCCGAUCAGCAUCACAAACCGCCUGCACAAUGCUGCGGAGGUUGUGGAGUUGCCUUGUUGCAAGACAGACGCGAUUCGUGGUCACAAAUCAGCAACGCAAAUUUUCGGAAACGUGCCGUGUCAAUAUGGGCAGGCGGGAUUUUUCCUCGCGAUAGCAGCUGUCGCCGCUCCCGACCGUCGACGGCGUGGAGGUGUUGCUGCUGGACAAGAUGUAUGCCUUGCAAAUAUGUCUGGGUCUGGAAACUUGUGAUGCUGGGUGGCGUAUCAUGACGAGGCCACAAGUGCUGGCGCAGCAUGACAAGUUUCUGAGCUACUAGGUGUUGCCUUUUCUGCAUCAGAAACUGCGUUUCUGCAUGACAGAAAAGUGGGGCUCUUGUGUAAUGUGCAUGACAGAUUUAAGAGUCAUGCCAGACAAGCAUGACAAACAUGCAUUCUUCCAGACCCAGACAUAUUUGCACUCGACAAGAUGCGCAAGAAGAAGACGGCCAAGAAAGUGGAACUACAACGCGCAGGAGCGGUAUGGAAGCGUCAGGAUUGAAAUCGUCAAAGUUGAAAUAAUUUCUCACGCAUAAAUAAUCGCAAGGCAUGAAGUGCCUCUCUUGCAGGGAUGGCAAGUGUUGGGGCCGACUGUCAGCCUGUCUGGGGUCUGUGAUAGAGCUUCUAAAGUAGCAUGACAAAAGACGCCUUCUGUCCCUAAACAGCGUGACAAACUGGAUUUAGACGAUGCCGAAAGUUGUAGUGCACCGCUUACAACUUGGCCGUCCAACUCGUAUCGAUUUUAUGCAUUACAAGUUAUUUCAACUUUGUCGAUUUCAGUCCUGACACAUCCAUAAGCGGAAAAGGGGACGGCCGGGUGGAACCCUAUCAGUGCCGUUGGGAACGCCAUUAAUGGCGCUACUUGCCUGACUGCCCCUAGUUGCCUGGACCUGUACCAGCAACAAUGCUGUAUGUGCAAGUACAACUCCGCGUGCCCCGCCAUUAUCGCAGAAUACGGAAACAAGAUGGGGGAUCCGAACCAGAAGCCUUACUGCAGAUCUUGCGGUUGCGCAUGUCCCUGAUUGAUUUUCGGUGCGCUGGUGGUAUCCUGAGAAAAAACGGCCCCAUCCCAGAGUUGUCAUGUGCUUUAACUUGGUCUUUUCCAGUACAUAAACACCCCAGAGUUGUCAUGCAGAUCUGCAAGCAUUUUUUUAUAAUGCGCAUCCCCAGGAGAGGCAUUACCCAUCGUUUUUUGGAACUUGUAAUUCUGUGAACAGGAUAAGGAGAUGGAUUUGCUAUGCAGAUUACCUUGCUAAAAAACUGCAUUACACUACAGCCUGCAUCUUGUCAUGCGUGGCUCCCAAAACUUUAAGGGCUUGCGUUGCAAAAUAAUCCCCACCUUGAGGACUCUGGUGUGGGGACAAGACAUUUUUAGUCAGGAUAGCUGGUACGGAAGGCCGGACAACCAUUUGUAUUUGAUUUCCUUCGCAAGCGCGGUGUUCUUCAAGAUGUAGAUGAUGAUCAUGAUUAUCAUAUCAAAAGGAAAUAUCCCCCCUCCCCAUAUCGGAAACGGAAGACGCGUGAAUUUGUGAUGCUGUAUUUGAGUACACAAAUCGACUUGCGAUGCUAGAAGGCCAAGAGACGAAGCUGCGGCCUACAUUGCAGGUAAUCUGUCAUGCUGUUUCCCACUUCCAGCUGCCUCCUCCUCCUGUCAUCCUGGACCUGCAAGGCUUUCCCACACUAGGCAGCACUACAGUCCGCAUCUUUUGCCUUCUAGCAUCACAAAGCUGACUUGUGACCACAAAUUUGCAUCGCAGAUUUCCGUUUUGAUAUGGGGAGGGGGGAUUUUUCCUCGCAAUAUAUCACCCUCACCUUGAAGAACGCCAGGUACUACUAGGUAGCCUUCCCAAGAAAUAAACAAGUAUCUGCUCGUAUCAAAUGUAAAAAUGUCUGUGUCUGGAAACUUGGAACUUGUGAUGCUAACUCUGGACUCUAAAAAAAUCUGUAUUGCAUGACCAGCAAUAAGAGCCACAUUUGUGCUACGCGAGGAGGGCAUUUGUCAUGCAGAAAUGACAUCAGGAACAUUCCAAAAAUCUAUGAUGCUGGGUCAUGCAUUACAAGCAUCAUGGGUCUUCAUGCCAGACAAGCAUGACAAGCCUUCCAUUCUUCCAGACCCAGACAUUUUUACAUGUGAUAGCUCGUACGGAUGUUCUCGCGAUGUUGUAUAAAAAGAAUUUUCGUACAUUUAUUUUUAAAAUCAAAGUUUUCAUCAGCAGUAAGAAAUUAAAAGAGGCUGCAGAAGAGGAGGGCGAGCCUCGACGCACGUGAGUUAGAUUUAGAUGGCUACGGCCAGCAUUGUUACGCCGAUUCUUGCUUGUAAACGACCCCUAGAACAAAUAUAUAGUAAAGAUUCGGGAAAAAUUUUACCGAAGAACAUCGCGCGAUUGUACUAAUAGAAGUGCGAAUGGGGGGAUCUGCCGAGUUAGUGUCAGUCGAUUUUGGACUUACACGAACUCGCCAGUCGGGCGCCCGACUGGCGAGUUCGUGUAAGUCGAAAAAAAAAAGAUUGCAGACUCUUUUCUGCGUUGCUCUUCCUCCCUUGUCGACGAGCUGCUCCAGUUUCUCGGCGUUGCUCCUCUUGCUUUGCUACAAAAGUCGUGUCCAAAAAGCACAACUAUGAGGCCGCGCGCAAAAUCGGAGCUCCCCCGUCCACCGCACCAAAGAUGGCAAAUCCAGAAAAUAUGGGCGCGGGGUGGUAGUGCGAUUGUACUUUUUUCUCUUCUUAGUGGAGCAGAAGCUUUUCUUGGUGUGGUUAGCACCAAGAUGACUUUUUAGAAACCACAUCAGGAGGAAAUACAUCAAGCACCACCGAAAGAGAGCGGAGUCAUAAGUGAAAAACUGCGAUCCGCAAGCGCGCCACAAAAGGAAUGGGCGCGAAAAAAUCUGAAUACUAAAGCCCCGCCACGCAAUGUCAAAGAAGCCAACAGCAAUUGGCCAGGGGCGCAAGCAAGCUGCUGCUGCGCUCUAUUGUUUUUUCUGUCGUAGAGAACGACCCGCCUCCAUAGAGAGGACAAGUUUCUAGAGAAGCUUACAAAAAGCGGCCCGAUUGAAAAAGGGGCCGCGGGCUGCGAAAAAGUAAGGGUGUCUGGGAUCUACUUGGGAGCGAGUCUGUUGCUUUACUGCGUGCGCGCAGCGUGUUUCUGUUGCGAAGUAGUUGCGCUACGACUGCUCUCCGAAAAGAGGCUUUCUGGUCGUUUUAGCGAGAAUAGUGGCAGACAUCAGCAGAAGCAGAGGGCUAUUUUGCUUUGUGGCAAGCACUGCAAAACGAGCCAGAGACCACCUGACUGCGCUCUUUUGGGAAAAACUGCACGAAGUAGAAAAAGCGCCACAGCGCGGGCGAUAUGUGUUUCGCUUGGUAUUAAAUAGCAUCUACUCGAAGCGAAACCGCGCCCGGCGCUGUAAUCUCACAGAAAGAAAAUAAUGGCGCAAAAUGCGCCGUAGCAUCGGCGUUCAAUUUCGGAAACAGGAUUCGCGAUAAAAAGCCCCUCGAUUUCGAGAAGGGGGGCGUAGGGGGGUAAGGUCGGUCAGGAUCCGGAUUUGGGGGGGCUUCUCGGUAUCGAGAAGGGGGUCGAUUAAUCGUACAGGCUCGUAAAGAUUCGGGAAAAAUUUUACCGAAGAACAUCACGCGAUUGUACUAAUAGAAGUGCGGGGGCUGUAAAGAUCCUAAACUGUAAGAAAAAAAAUGCCCUAGACGAACAAGCGCACUUAUUUCCCAUUUUUUCCAAAAUCUCUUCGCAAAGAAAAAAUUCAAAGUGGUAUCCUAUCCCCACGGUUACUUAUUUCCCCGUUUCACAACUUCAUAGACACGACCAGUACUAACACCUUUACACUAGACAAAAAAACAGUCACCAGCCCCGGAAAAAUAUAUUGCCACUAAGAGGAAGAGGAAGUUUAACGUCUACACGAGCACAUCGUUCUUCGAUCGUGCAUGAAGACAAAGACGAAGGCCGCUAGAAAUGCUACAAAAACCACGCACCGUUGUGGCAAAGGAGGUAGCGACCAAGAACAAAACGACUUCCACUUGCUUAGAGGACAACGUUUUUACGACUCAUAUUUUCAAGUACACAUACCGAC
Amoebophrya sp. A120 is the source of this 4518-nucleotide messenger RNA. The record is from the annotation of a GenBank genome assembly. Lineage: Eukaryota; Dinophyceae; Syndiniales; Amoebophryaceae.